UUUAUUACAUUAUAUAUUAUAUUAUAUUUUAUAUCAUAUAUAAUUUUUAGGAUUUUUUCCAUUUCUUAAAAUAUAUAACAGGAGUGUUAUACGUAUAUUUCGUUCGUAUACUUCUUCCUAUAGUUAGUUACAAACGCAAUGGCGAAUCUUCCUCGAGGAGGAUGGGAAUGACCACUCACCGCUCUGCUACCAUGCAUCUGCGGUAUAAAAGCAACCUCCGUUGCCGCGCGCUCAGUUUCAUUCCGGAGUAACCGAUUGCGAAGCAACGCUUUCAACAUGAAGUAUUACAUCAUAAUACUGGCCGUGUUAUUUCUGGCGGGCGUGGUCCUGGCGUAUCCGCAGAAAGACGGACAAAUCUUCAGCAAUGAGGCGAUACGACAAGCUCAGAAUACCUAUCUCAUCCCUAAGGAUGCGACUAUACAGAAGGUCCAAGAAGGCAUCGAACUGGCCGCUUACGAAUCAAUCCCCGGCGAUCAAAAGAUCAAUCUCUUCGAGAUCUUGGGUGAACACGUGCCACCCGAAGUGGUGAAUAAUCUUCAGACCCAGAUCGAUCAAAUAGGUCGAAAUUAGAUUCCUGCAAUCGUCGUCACCGUCAUCGUCGUGUAAAAAAUAAUCAUGUUCUGUCUCCUAUUCUUCGUACUUGUAAAAAUAUUUAUGAACAUACGAUACCGCUUUUGUACCUUGCUUUUGUAUGUCGUAAAAUUUUCUUUUGAUAUGUAGGAUUUUUUACUUUUCGUAAAUAAAUAUAUGAGGAAAACAGCUCUUAAUGGUAUCUGACGUCACCUGCCGCGAUUACGCCAGUUCAUGAAUAGAAAAUAACUUAUUGAUGGCAUUAAUAAUGCGUAGAGAGAAAAAUAUAAAUACUAAAAUGUAUUUUAUAACAAAAUACAAGCUGCGCGCGUACUUUCUCUCUCUCUUUUUACAAUUUCAUUAAUGUAUAGAUAAAAAUUUUAAAAUUCUAUUUUGCAUUGAAAUUGACAAAUCUCGAAACGCACAGUUUGCACAUCGCUAAAAUAAUCACGUAUUCUUGUAAAGAUCGCUUAGUUUGAAUUAUGUAUAGCUACACUAACGAUAUAUGUCGUAGAGAAAGUUGCAGUACUCGUUAAAGAAGCGUACUUUCACUUCUUGUAUUCGUCAUACUCACUGAAUAGCUCUUCUAUUCUGCCGUUUAUUGCACAUGUCACGGGAAUUUCAAUCUAAUCAAGGCACGAUAGAAUUAUGAGAUCGUAUUUUUCAUUUUUUGCUAAUUUUAUUGUCUCUUAUUAUAAUACAUAUCCAUACUGAACGGAAGGUGCCGAUUUAUAUUUAUUUUUGUAGAACUUUCACUUUCUUUUAUAUAUACAGCCGUUCGUGCGUGUGAAUGAGGUAAAUCUAUCAGAGAAGUCGUUAUAUAACAAUAUACAGUUCCGAUCACCUUACGCUGUGUUACAAAAGUUGAAUAAAAAAAUAGUUACCUUAGAGAUGAUGUCCUGUCUCAUUUUCUCUGUAAUCUCUCACACAUACAUUGUACUAAAAAAUCAUGUAUAUAUCUAAUAUAAUAUCUAUAUAAUAAUACUAUUAUAUAAUAUAGUGAUGAAUUUCUCUCGAGUAAGUAGGGCGUUUUAAUAAAAACAAUCAUUUUCAUGUAUCAACAUUAUAUACAUUUUGGAAUAUAAAAACCACAAAUGACAUUUGUACAUUAAUGAUAAAUAACUUAAGAGCAAUGUUAUUUCAGACGUUAAGUGUACAAAUCUCUGAGAACUAGGCGCGCAAAUGAGUUUUGGAUAACAUUCGAUUCAUUUCUUCACCUUAUGAAUCAAUAAGCCUUUCGUUUUUUCAGCAUACAUAUAAUGCAUGAUGAGAGAAAUUGCAAGUAUAUUUCCAACUCUUUAAAUAAUCAAAACAGAUAAAUAAAAUAGCCAAGAAAAAUUCGCUAUCGGGGCCAACAUUAUAUGAUGAAUCGUAUUUGCCACGUUUAGUACAUUUGCCUGUUUAGUACAUUGUCUUGCAUUUCUAUCAUUAUUUUCUUUAUAUAGCUCGCAAUCUAUAUGUUAGAAAUGCUUGUGUUAAUGCUGCUUUAUGUUACAUCACGUUUCUUACAAAUAUAGAUACGAAAUUUGGAUAUAUUUUUCAUUGAUUCGAAAAUAUUACGAGAUAGAGGAUAAGAUUGUAAGAUAAUGCCUCUUGGAAAAAGGAGAUACUUUUAAUUUAUUCCGUUAAUUCAUUAUCUAUAUACACUAUAUGCGUUGUUGAAAACUUAUUAAAAUGGAUGUAUAUUUUUAUAGAGUGAUCCUUACAUUAUCAAAUGAGGAAUGGAAUGAGAUAUACAUACUUAAUCUUAAAAACUACAUUAAUUACCAAAAACACAAAAA
This is a messenger RNA of Formica exsecta, 2351 nucleotides long. RefSeq lists its product as uncharacterized. NCBI's taxonomy places the organism in Eukaryota, Metazoa, Arthropoda, Insecta, Hymenoptera, Formicidae. The record is from RefSeq and is a predicted model, not a curated record. Bases 277 to 570 code for a protein of 97 amino acids. The transcript has 2 exons.